Trichosurus vulpecula (common brushtail) is the source of this 573-nucleotide messenger RNA. RefSeq names its product receptor expression-enhancing protein 6-like. The transcript has a single exon. The coding region runs from base 1 to 573 and encodes 190 amino acids. Lineage: Eukaryota; Metazoa; Chordata; Mammalia; Diprotodontia; Phalangeridae. The record is from RefSeq and is a predicted model, not a curated record.
AUGGGUAGCUUGAGGCAGCACUUCCAGGGGUUCCUGGAGCAGAAAAACAUUGUCACCGAUGUCCUGGGGAAGCUGGAGGAGAUCUCCAGUGUCAAAAAGUACUACCUAGCUACAGGUUCCAUUGCUUUCCUGGCCCUCUAUGUCAUAUUUGGCUACGGUGCCUCCCUGCUCUGCAAUCUCAUUGGAUUCAUCUACCCAGCAUAUGCCUCCAUUAAGGCCAUCGAAAGGCCCAAUGAAGAUGACAAUACCAUCUGGCUCACCUACUGGGUGGUAUACAGCAUAUUUGGCCUGGCUGAGUUCUUCUCUGACAUGUUCUUUUUCUGGUUCCCCUUUUACUAUGCAGUAAAGUGUGUCUUUGUGCUAUGGUGUAUGCUUCCAGUGGCCUGCAACAACUCCCAGAUCCUGUACCAUUGCCUGAUCUGCCUCAUCUUCCUGAGGCACCAGGCUUCGGUGGAUAGCCUGGUGACUGACCUGAAUGGACAAGCCCAGAACACAGCAACCAAUCUGACCCGGGAAGCAACCAAGGCAGGCAUGACUUAUCUCCUGGAGAAUAAACGAAGAGGCCAAUCCUGA